Messenger RNA from Phytophthora nicotianae INRA-310, 867 nucleotides. RefSeq lists its product as hypothetical. NCBI's taxonomy places the organism in Eukaryota, Oomycota, Peronosporomycetes, Peronosporales, Peronosporaceae. The transcript has a single exon. The record is from RefSeq and is a predicted model, not a curated record. Bases 1 to 867 code for a protein of 288 amino acids.
AUGCAGAACGUUGCAUACUACAUUAAGAACUUGCCAUUCGUGAUCGACCGUCAAUUUCCAUGUUUCUUGGUGGAUAUCUGCGGACCGUUCAUGAGUGUGUUUGGAAUUGUAAACACGAGUGACGAAGAUGCGAUUUGCGAGCCUCUAGUCAUGAGCUUCCCGCUACUUUUUUUCGACAACGAGUGGUUGAUGGUAUCGUUGGCACGUAUGUGCGCAUCCUUGAAGGUUGCUGUCCAGGAGCUGACGAAUUUGUGCUACGAGCUCAGUGCUAGUCGUCAAAACCGUGCGUUUGGUCUGCGUUCAAGUACUCUCGAUCGACUAAGAUUCCCAUAUAAAGAUUCUAUCGAACGCAACGGCGCGGACAUCUCAUUUCAGUAUUUGGAAGUGGUGCAGCGGUUUGUUUUCAAGGCGCAUCACGCUGGAAAUAACGUUAUCAUCAAGUUCGCCAAGCGGUACGGGAGGGAAGUCCAUGAUUAUUGUUCAAGCGCUGGAUUUGCUCCCAAACUGCUGUUCUGCGAAUUUUUACCUAAUGGUUGGGUAUUCGUCGUUAUGGAGCAACUUCCAUUGUGUCCCCUUCGUCAGGCCAAUGGCAUGAUAGUUCGUGAUCAACUGCUGAAGAUCGAAAACACUCUAAAAGAUGGAUCUUUCGUCCAUGGUGAUCUUCGGGAGCAUAACGUGAUGUGGGAUUCCAGUAAGAACCGAGUCGUGUUGAUCGAUUUCGAUUGGUCAGGAAGGGAUGGUGUUGAUACGUAUCCACCAUUUAUGAAUGAUGAAAUAGCAUGGCCACCAGGAGCAGUGUGUGGCGAGCCGCUUCGAGUUGACCAUGAUGCGUAUUGGAUUGCUUCGAUAGCUGCCCGAUUGACGUAA